Messenger RNA from Ochotona curzoniae (black-lipped pika), 2469 nucleotides. RefSeq names its product POC5 centriolar protein (gene POC5). Gene Ontology annotation, cellular component: centrosome. The record is from RefSeq and is a predicted model, not a curated record. The coding region runs from base 431 to 2164 and encodes 577 amino acids. The transcript has 12 exons. Lineage: Eukaryota; Metazoa; Chordata; Mammalia; Lagomorpha; Ochotonidae.
GUGGGUGCCCCGCGGGCUUCCGCGACAGUUAGGGGCAGGUUCCCGGGGCGGACGCUGCUGCCCGCAGCUGUCGUGGGUGUGCUCGGCGGUGAGAACGGAAGAGCCCGUGAAGACAAGUGCUGGGCGUAGGCGCCCCUGCUGCCGCCAGACACGUAAACGUGCUUUUACUGUCUGCUAGCAGUUCUUCCGGGCAGGUAUCUGGAUGUGUGUCGUUGUUGUAAAGCUUCUUCCUCUUAAAACGCUAUUCCGAGGAAGGGGAUGUUGCAGGGGUUAGCCUGCUGCCUUUGCAGUGGCGCCUCUGCCUUCUCCCACCUGGUCCAGGGCUUUGCCGGCAGGGAUGGUGCCGGUUGGUUGCUGCCUGAGCAUUUUCCUUUAGAUAAGUCGAAGGAAAAGCUGAUCAACUUGCAUUGCUUCCUAGAGUUUGAGCACAAUGUCAUCUGAUGAGGACAAACGUGCAUUCGCGGUGACACAGGGUAACUCGGACCCUGCCAGUUCUGUCUCCACAGACCUUCAGGAGGAGUACGAGGAGCUGCUGCGCUACACUCUAGUGAAUCCACAUGCCGACCCUGGUGUAUAUCCAUCGUCUCACCCUCGGGGGGAAGCGGUGCCUGACGCUAGAAUUUCUACGGCAGUUAGUAGCAUUCUUCAUCAUCAAGGAAACAAUCCUGUGAUCAGAGAAGUGGGGAUUGAUGUUGGAAAAGGAAGUGAUUUGAAUGCUUCAGGUCAUUCGAAGACAGAUGGGUCAUCGCCCACACUGUCACCAAGGAAGCCUUCUCACCCGGUCAUGGACUUCUUCAGUUCCCAUCUGCUGGGCGAUUCUUCCUCCCCAGGAACAACCUCCAGCCACACAAAUGCCCGUGAUGGGGGUGUGGGCGAAUUCCUCAUCUCUGAAGAAAACCUGCAGACGGUGGAGAACGUCUUUGACCUCUGGAGCUCAGGCCUGAAGACAAAUAUUAUUUCUGAGCUAAGUAAAUGGAGACUUAACUUUAUUGACUGGCACCGAAUGGAAAUGAAAAAGGAGAAGGAAAGACAAGCAGCCCAUGUACAACAACUGAAUGACCAGAUCCGUGAUUUGAAGGAGCUGCAGAAGGCCUUCGAGGUCUCCCUGGGGAGAAAAGAUGAGGUGAUUGCCAGCUUGUCUCAUGCCGUGGGCAAGCAGAAGGAGCGCAUCGAGGUCAUGAGAACCUUCUUCCACUGGCGCAUUGGUCAUGUCAGGUCCACCCAGGACAUCUAUGAAGGCAAGCUAGCUGACCAGUACUUCCGGAGGAACCUGCUGAAGAAGGCGUGGAGGGGCUGGCGUGCUGUGGUACAGAAGAAGUGGAAAGACGUGGUGGAGCGAGCGUGCCAGGCAAGAGCUGAGGAAGUGUGUGUCCAGAUCUCCAACGACUAUGAAGCCAAAAUGGCCAUGUUAACUGGAGCUUUGGAAAAUGCAAAAGCUGAGAUUGUGAGAAUGCAGCAAGAAAAAGAACACUUUGAAGAUUCCAUGAAAAAGGCCUUCAUGAGAGGAGUGUGUGCACUGAACCUGGAAGCAAUGACUAUAUUUCAGAGCAAAGGUGAUGCAGGGACGGAUGGCACCGGAAACAAAAAGGAGGAGUAUGGACCUGGCGCUCCAGGCAAGGAGCACCCUGCUCAGCUGGAGCCCUCAGCUGCGUCCUCUUCCAUGGCACCGCCACCGCUGCUGGCCCCAACAGUGGCCGUGGCUGGAGCUACCAGCGUCGCUGCCAUCUCCUCUGCCAUUUCCACAGCUUCUGCCGGGGCUGCGUCCAUGUCCUCUGCUCAUGUGCCUGUUUCUGUUCUUGGCACAGGACCCGCUGCUGCCGCUGCAACAGAAGAGGUACAAUCAUAUGUGCCAAGAGUCAUCACAUCCGCACAGCAGAAAGCAGGGAGGACCAUCACAGCCCGGGUCACGGGGAGGUGUGACUUUGCCGCCAAGAGCCGAGUCAGCAGCAGCCUUGCCAUCAUGGGUGUGUCUCCGCCCAUGAGCUCCGUGGUCGUGGAGAAGCACCACCCAGUCACAGUGCAGACCAUUCCUCAGGCAACUGCAGCCAAGUACCCACGGACUGUGCCCCCUGAGGGCAGCAGCUCAGCCUCCCGGCCUCUGGGAACCAGACCCACCCAUCCCCACAUCCUGGGCAGCGUUCAGUCCAUCAAAGUGGUUGACUGAAGGGCCACAUGCCAGGGAGGUGGCCCGUUGCUCUGCCUUCACUCUUCAGCAGCCUCCCUGAUGGAGCAUCUCGGCUUCCAGGACUACAGGAGACUUUGAAGCUACACCAGCCUUUGUAAUAUGUAGAAGUUAGUUUAAUAUUAUUUUAUUUAAGAAAUUAAGUAAAACUUGCUUAAUUUUUUAAAACAGGAACUUCAUUUUUUAUCUUACUGAGCUUGUUGAUUCCGUCAUGUUUAUGAAGCCUGUUUCUUGGCAUCAUUUCUGAGGACUGGAAUAUGUCCAGUGUAUACCCACUGUACUAGAAC